GUGACGACAGGCUGGUGUUGCUCUGGCGUUUGAAUAGAAAUAGAAAGGAGUUGCUCUCUUUAUUUCACCUUAUCCUAUUCUUUAGGGAAUUCGCGGACGAUUCUAAUAUCCACUUGGUGUUUUAAAAUGUCCUCUUUGCCUCAGAAGGCUCCAGGCGGUGCUCUUGGUGGUGUCCCGCUUCAGCAGCAGCAACAAAGCCUCCACAUGGGUGCAGGUUCAGGGCCCUCGGUCCCCGGGCAGGCCUCCAUGCCCCCCAACCCCGCCGCCCUCCGAGAAAUCUCCCCCGUGUUCCUGUGCCGCAUCGGUCAGGACACCGUGCAGGACAUCGUCACCCGCACCAUGGAGAUCUUCCAGAUCACACGGGCUACUCAGUUGCCGAACGGUGUGACACAGAGUCAGGCAGCGUAUCAGGACCGUUUCGGGAAACUGCAGGAGCACCUGCGCCAGCUGACUUUGCUCUUCCGUAAACUCCGUCUGCUCUAUGAGCGCUGCGUAGAGAUGACCUCCGACCUUCAGGAGUCUCCUGCUGAGCUGGUGCCGUAUGUUGGAGAGGAGAUGGCUCCAGUGAGAGUGGAGCCCUGCAGUCCUGCUGUGACUCAAGACAAAAAAGAAGUUUUAGAGAAAGUGAGGCAAAAGAAUCAGGAGAUGAAGGUGCUAAUGGACCAGAUGAGGAACCUCCUAUGGGACAUUAAUGCCAUGCUCACAAUGCGCAAAUGACUGGAAAGCCUUUCCCUUUUCACCCCUUCAGAUCUGCCUUUAUGUUCUUGUGAUCCACACUCCUUUCAGUCUCUAAGGACAGCGGAUGGCUCAGGAUCACUGGUACUGUUACCGCUGUGCUUAGUCUUGAUUAGUGAAAGAAGAUUCAGGUGGAGAUCGAACUCGUUAGCAAGCUCUCAUUUGUAAUAUGUACUUCUUGCUGUAAAGAACCGAACAAAUGAUGCUCUUGGAUUAGCAGGGAUCUAGGACUAUGAGUUCCAUGCCAAGUAGUAAGGAGUGAGCCCAGGUAAGCGCUACAGGGACAGAUGGGAGACCAGCCUGAGCUACAGGUUUCCUGUGUGGCACUAACAUGGAAUCCCUGACCCUCUGAUCAGGAGACUACAUGAGGUCUCUUUAUUUUCAUCCUGGCAGCUAUUUUAUCAGGUGGAAGAUGGAGCCUAAGUGUAUGUAUACAUUUUUCUUCAGGAUGUGGGCACAGUAAUAAUGUUUGUAGGGUAAACCUUUUGUACAGUUAAAGAUCUCCAUGUCAUUUUGGAUAUAAAAUAAAAAUGUA
Molecule: messenger RNA, 1270 nt
Organism: Neoarius graeffei (lesser salmon catfish)
Lineage: Eukaryota; Metazoa; Chordata; Actinopteri; Siluriformes; Ariidae
Product: Mediator of RNA polymerase II transcription subunit 30-like
Exons: 5
Coding region: 127-717 (196 amino acids)
Biological process (GO): positive regulation of DNA-templated transcription
Cellular component (GO): mediator complex
Molecular function (GO): transcription coregulator activity
Source: RefSeq, a predicted model, not a curated record